AUGCACCUUGAGGAGUACCCCAUCGGUACCGAGGUGCACGGAGAAGCGCUGGGCUUCGGAAACGUUUUCGACGCGACCAUGGGAAAUACGUCCACCCGGAACACCGUGCAGUCCUACUGGAGCACUUUGCACUCCGACCUAGACACCCCACCACUCCUGCAGAGCCCGGGUGCGCCCGAUGCGCCCGAUGCACCGGAUGCGCCGGAAUGCACCGACCUGGAGCACCUGGCUGCAGCUCUUCGAUACUCCUACCAGUCCUAUUCUUCGGGAGCGGAAGACGCAACCUCUCCCACGGGAAGCACCACGGGGAGCGAGAUCGCCUCGCCCUGGGAGAAUUUCCUGAUUAAGUCCGAGCUCGAGGACCUACCCGAAGCGGGACCGACUCCUCUUCAGAGGCUGCCCUCGAUCGGCACCGCGUUCUCCAGGUCGUUUCACAGUCCAGCCUCCUCCUAUCAGGACUACCUGGAGACUUCGGGGUUCCGGGACUACCAGGAGGCCUCGGAAGACCCCCGGAUGCCGAAGUAUCCCGUGGACUCGCAGACGGUCCAGAACGCGAGCCAGACUCCAUCCAGUAUCCGGAGCCUGGCGGAUUCCCUGCAGAUCAUGGAGGAAUUUGACAUGAGCCUGAUAAGAGGAGAUCCCACGUCCUUGCUGACUAGCGCGGACUCACCUGCCUCCCCGUUCUCGGCGUAUCUCGACGACUUCAGGGACCCAUUCGCGAGUUCCUUGGGUAGUUCCUAUGCGGUUGGCCACUUGGUCUCUACGGCGGUGUCCUCGUCUUCGGCUGCACUCCCGAGGGAGAGGUUCGGCCCAGGAUGCGACUUCAAAAGGGAUCACGAGGUGGAUGGCAACAGAGUGGUCCUGCCCCAGAAGGAAGGACUGCUGGUCGACGAUGCGAGGCUCCUCUCGGGGAAGAGGGACUCAAGGGAGAGCACGAUCGACGGAUCGUACGGUAUGUGGACCUUCGAAGAUGGGGUCGGGUCUGCCGAGGCCUACUGCUGCAAAUGGCUUGACUGUGGAUGCACCUUCGCGGAACAGGAGGGACUCGUUCGGCACAUCGAGAGGAGACACGUCGAGUCGACGUCUUCCAGUGCCCAUGGACAGGGAAGACGGUUCCAGAGGGACAAGGACAAAGAAAAGGAUGGCGCCGAGGGCACCGUUUCUGCGGCGCAGGACGAGUUCGCCUGCCUGUGGCAAGGGUGUCCUCGCGCCAGGCCCUUCAACGCUCGAUACAAACUGCUGAUCCACAUGAGGGUGCACAGUGGGGAAAAGCCGAAUAAAUGCCCGUUCGCAGGAUGUAAGAAGGCCUUCUCGAGGCUGGAGAACCUGAAGAUCCACCAGAGGUCGCACACUGGCGAGCGGCCUUACAAUUGCCAGCAUCGAGGGUGCACCAAAGCCUUCAGCAACAGCAGCGACCGCGCUAAACAUCAAAGGACUCAUUACGACACGAAGCCCUACGCCUGUCAGGUCAUCGGCUGUGGGAAACGAUACACGGAUCCGUCCAGCCUUCGGAAACACGUGAAAAGCCACGCGGAGCCGAGUCCAAAAUCCUGUGGGGCGAGGGCAGCCCCCAAGCUACGAGUACCCGACUCGGAUCCCACCGUCAGGUUCGAAGGAGGCGUCGAAGAGGCUCCCGCAGCCGUAGAUCGUGUCCACGGGGUCUUCGAGGACGACCAGCAGGAGUACGUGCCCUUCGAGUCCGUCAGCAGACUCCUCAUGGAGGAAGCGAGUCGCGCGAACAUCGACGUUGUGGAGUGUCCCCAAGGAGACGACGUUCCGGACUUCCAGGUUCUUGCUUCGGAAAUCGAGAGGCAAUUCCUGGAACUGAGCGACUUGGAUGAUUCUACCUUUAUAGGAGGUUAA
Messenger RNA from Orussus abietinus, 1863 nucleotides. Its product is annotated as zinc finger protein GLI1-like. Gene Ontology annotation, cellular component: nucleus. The record is from RefSeq and is a predicted model, not a curated record. The transcript is spliced from 5 exons. Bases 1 to 1863 code for a protein of 620 amino acids. Gene Ontology annotation, biological process: regulation of transcription by RNA polymerase II. Gene Ontology annotation, molecular function: DNA-binding transcription factor activity, RNA polymerase II-specific; RNA polymerase II cis-regulatory region sequence-specific DNA binding. NCBI's taxonomy places the organism in Eukaryota, Metazoa, Arthropoda, Insecta, Hymenoptera, Orussidae.